Molecule: messenger RNA, 1847 nt
Organism: Rhagoletis pomonella (apple maggot)
Lineage: Eukaryota; Metazoa; Arthropoda; Insecta; Diptera; Tephritidae
Biological process (GO): synapse organization
Cellular component (GO): neuron projection membrane
Source: RefSeq, a predicted model, not a curated record
UUAAAAAAAAAGGAUCCUUCAUGAACCAAACUUACAUAGCUUCGCUAAAGGAAAUUUCCCAAUUUACGCGCCACGCUUUACGUCCUCAAAUAUAAAUAACCGAAUUCCAUGUGCAACUCAAGCGAAAUAACGGCAUUAUGUGUAAAAUUGUGCACUCACACCCAAAUUUAACCAGCAGCGCAACACGGCGCGUAGGUUGUGCGAAAAGCAAAAGAAGGGCAAAUUGGUCGUAAAUAAAACGUGCCACAUUUUCGUAUUGACGCACAUCCACCAGUGUGCUCUAGAGUGGAUAGAGGAGGCAGGCGGAAGAGGUGAUUUUCGCAUAGCUAGCUACGCAAAUUGCUGUCGAAGAUUAAAAGGCAAUCAUGCUGAUGGAUUAUCUACGUCGCUUCGGUUUGCUGUUCAGCACGCAUUUGUUGCUGCUGAUGUUGUUGGAAACGAAAACAAUUUGCGGCGAUGUGCCGCCUCACUACUGGGAAACACCCUACUCUCAGCCGUACUUUGACAAUUCUUCGAGGCGAGAGGUAACGGCGACAGUGGGACAGGCAGCAUUACUUCACUGUCGAGUGCGGAAUUUGGGCGAUAGAGCGGUAUCCUGGAUACGCAAACGUGACUUACAUAUACUCACCGUCGGCAUACUCACCUACACAAAUGAUCAACGAUUUCAAUCGCUACACACCGAAGGCUCGGACGAGUGGACAUUGAGGAUAUCAUCGCCACAGCCCAGAGAUUCCGGCACAUACGAAUGUCAAGUGUCCACAGAGCCGAAGAUAAGUCAAGGCUUUCGACUGAAUGUAGUUGUUUCUCGCGCAAAAAUUCUUGGCAAUUCGGAACUUUUCAUCAAAAGCGGCAGCGACAUAAAUCUCACCUGUCUUGCCAUGCAAUCGCCCAUACCGCCCUCCUUUAUUUAUUGGUAUAAGGGUAAACGUGUGAUGAAUUAUUCACAACGAGGCGGCAUCAAUGUCAUAACGGAACGUUCGACGCGCACCAGUAAAUUAUUGAUAGCGAAGGCAACGCCAGCCGAUUCGGGGAAUUAUACAUGUUCGCCGAGCAGUUCAGACUCUGCUUCGGUGGUGGUGCACGUCAUCAAUGGUGAACAUCCGGCUGCCAUGCAACAUGGCAACAGCAGCGCCAAUCGCCUUUCCAGCACGCUGCACGGCAUGCUCUAUCGAAUAGCCCAACGCACGCUCACCACACUGGCCGCAAGCGUCACCACAGCGACAACAACAGCGGCAGUGGCACGCUCAAGUGAACAGCUUCUGCCGCCGGCCACCAAUGAGCUGGAGCCACACACAGCGUGGCCCUUGGUGCUUCUACGACGCCUACUCGACCGAGUGCUGUUCGCCGCGGCUACAACAAAUUGGUGCAUCGUGGCGAUGGGCUGGCUGCUCUCCCAAUGGGCACUGCAAUGCGGUCAAUGGCAGCAUCAACAACAGCAGCGACAUCGAUUGCGACAGCCACUAGAGGACUUUUGUUGGUGUUGGUGGCAUUGGCGGCGAUGGAGUGGUGGCACUUCGUUACCCAGGUGAUUGCGAAAUUGAACACAAGUGAGGGAGAGGGCGGAAUGAGAACGCAAACAAUGACAUAGAAAACAUGGAAUGACUGCGAUUUUACACAUAGAGUAAUUGUAGUUGUAAUUGUAAUUGUACAUAUAUACAUAAAUAUUUGUUCCUCCUUAUUUCGUAAAACAACACAGACUCUCUGCAAAGCAAACAUACACACAUAUAGUUGUAUGAAAGGGACAUGCCACAACUGACAAAAAGUGCAACAAUACAGCAACACAAUACAUACACAUAAGUAUAAGUGAACGAACAUAGUCAUGCAUACAUUAGACUGUAUCACCGAUA